CAAUACGACAGUCUAGCAAUGUGUGGCGGCAUUGGAGAGCUGCUAGACCAGAGAAGCUGGCUCAGAGACGCAAGCCCCUUACUCUGUGCUCAGUGUGAUCCCAUUGGUUCCUGAGCUGCUGUUUUAAAGCAAAGAAGAGCUUAGAGGAUUGAACUGCACAGCCAGACGCAGACUCUCUGCCAAGUUGUCAGCACGCUGAGAGGAAGAGAGGCUCGCACACACAAGAUUGCAGGGUGUCCGCAGCUUGAUGUUCAUUUGUUUCCAGAAAGGAAGAAAGAAGAGGGGGCAAAAAAAUAGAGAAAAGGAGGAAGGAGCCUUAUCCAGUCCAGCAGUCCCGAGGGGAAUAAUGGAUGUGACUAUAUCUCAGUUCAUCUUAGAAGAAUUUGAUGUCAACUGCAGCUUCCUGGAUCGUUUACAAGAGACUUUUUUAGAGAGUUCCUCUAUCCCUUUCCUGGGCUUUGAUGGUCCAUACUGCAAUGCCACAACUGAUCAGAUCGGGACCUGCUGGCCCAGAACCUCCGCAGGGGAACUGGUAGAGAGACCCUGUCCGGAGUUCUUCAAUGGGAUCAAAUACAACACCACAAGAAAUGCCUACAGAGAAUGCCUGGGCAAUGGGACAUGGGCUUCCAAGAUAAACUACUCUCAGUGCGAGCCUAUUCUGGAUGACAAGAGGAAGUAUGCGCUCCAUUACAAGAUUGCUCUCAUCAUAAACUACCUGGGGCACUGUAUAUCAGUAGGGGCCCUUAUAGUUGCCUUUAUGCUUUUCUUGUGCUUGAGGAGCAUCAGAUGCCUGAGGAAUAUUAUCCACUGGAACUUGAUCACCACAUUCAUCUUGAGGAAUGUGAUGUGGUUCCUGCUUCAAAUGAUAGAUCACAACAUACAUGAAAGCAAUGAGCCCUGGUGUCGAUGUAUUACCACUGUCUACAAUUAUUUUGUGGUGACCAACUUCUUCUGGAUGUUUGUUGAAGGCUGCUACUUGCACACUGCUAUAGUGAUGACUUAUUCCACAGAUAAGCUGCGGAAAUGGGUCUUUCUCUUCAUAGGAUGGUGUAUUCCUUGCCCAAUCAUCAUUGCCUGGGCCAUUGGCAAACUAUAUUAUGAAAAUGAACAAUGCUGGUUUGGAAAAGAGCCAGGGAAAUAUAUCGACUACAUAUAUCAAGGGCCAGUGAUUCUUGUUCUUCUGAUAAAUUUUGUAUUUCUAUUUAAUAUAGUUAGGAUUUUAAUGACAAAGUUGAGAGCUUCAACCACUUCAGAAACAAUACAGUACAGGAAGGCAGUCAAGGCAACAUUAGUUCUUCUGCCUUUGCUAGGCAUCACCUAUAUGCUUUUCUUUGUCAACCCUGGUGAAGAUGACAUUUCCCAGAUUGUCUUCAUCUAUUUUAAUUCCUUCCUGCAGUCUUUUCAGGGUUUCUUUGUGUCAGUAUUCUACUGCUUCUUGAAUGGUGAGGUCCGUUCCGCUGCCAGGAAAAGAUGGCACCGCUGGCAAGACCAUCACUCCCUCCGAGUCCGUGUGGCACGUGCCAUGUCUAUCCCCACCUCUCCAACACGAAUCAGCUUCCAUAGCAUCAAACAGACCGCAGCCGUGUGAUACGCCCUGCACAAACCUGCACCACCUGGUGGCCUUCAGGGUUCUUUCUUCAUUCUCCUCAAGUUCCUUUCUUCAGAAUUCCUUCCUUUAUUCUGCACUGCUCUUUUGCAAUGAGGUGCCCAUCAUAUUUUUGUGAACUCUCAUCUCCCAUGUUUGUGAUGCUGCUUUACGGCAAUCGGGCAAGAGCCUCUUGGAGUAGUUGGUUGUGAAACAAUUUCAAAGAAGAAAGGGAUUCAACAGUGACUGCACCUUGUGGACGUUCACAAUACAAAGUCUAAAACAGCAAACUGGCAGGAACAAUCAAUUUUUUUCUCCUUUCUUUUUUGACUGUUUUUCCCUUCUAUAUUGUGGUGAGCAAAGACUAUUUUUAGCAUACUGCCCAUCUCACCCUGUACAUUGAUUCCCAAUGAUUUCAACAGUUUAAUGUAUAGAUAGCCUGUCUUUUUCUUGUUUCUUUGUAAAAAAAUCUUCUCUGCAGAACUGUGAUUUCAGAACAUGUGGCAGCAAGAAAAAGAAAGUUGGUGUGGAAAAUCUGAAUUUAUCUACCUUCCCCAUUUAUUCCCUUGAUUACUGGGGGCUGACCAGGACAUCACUGGAUAUUUAAUGCAGGACACUUUGCCUUGCAAGAACCACGAUCUGUUCAUGCACAGAAUUUUGAAAAGGACAGCAGUUUCUCCAGAUAGCUCUAUAAAAUAUCCUUAUUCCUUUUAGCCCCACACUUUCAACAUAAUGUAAGUAGCCUUUGGAAAGUCUUUGGUUUUUUUUCAGCUAAGAGGAUUAGGAUUGGGAAGGACAACAGAACAUGUUUUCUGGGUUCAAAAACAAAAAAGGGAAGCACUUAUAAAUAGUAAUGAGAAGAAGAUGUUUGCAUUAUGAGGAUAGUGCUACGUGCUCCACAAAAAUUAUCUACUGAGCAUUUUGAAAUAGAGCAGAUGUAUCUACUAGGCUUUUUAUGUGAUGUUAAAAAAUACUGUGUAUUUUCAAUAAUAAACACUACUCUAGGUUGGUUUAAAUAAAACCAUGCAUCUUUUUCUUUACUCUGGAAAGGAAGAGGACACCUAUUUUGAGUGUGGGUUUGUAUCUAAGAUCGGGGAAAGAAAUCUUGUUUGAUGAUUAGCCAAUAAGAAUAACAAUCUUAUGAUAACAAUCUGAGCAAGAGGGCUUUUAAAUGCAAGAUGAAUUGUCUCCCCUCUCAGCUGAUGGUGUUACAUUGGAUUCCUGUCCUCUGCACUCCACUUCCCUCCACUGGGCUUUGCAACAGCAGAAACAAAAAGGCAAGUUGUGUAAUAUGUUUUCCACCACCUGUAUCUCACCAGUGCUGGAGUAAUUUACUCUUUCCACUUUAUCAUGCUUAUUCAGAAUUUUCUUCACAUGUUUUAGAGGACUUCCCAACACAAGCUCAUUUUAAUUCACCAGAUUUAAAUUGGACUCCGUCCAGGCUUUAGGACAACACAGGGCUGGAAAAUAUCUUGGAAAACACUGAUGUUAGUGCCCUGCUUUUGGAGGCAUCCCGUCCUAAGAGCUCAAUCACAUUCAGCUUUGAGAUGGUUAACAAAGUGCAGCAAAGUUAAAUUAAGAAAUUAAAGUUUUGUAACUUUCCCCCCUCCUAUCUCUCAUUUGAAUUCAAGUGCCUCAAUGAGGUAACUGAUGGAGGAGGGAGAUUUGUGAUUCUGUCUAGUUAGACCUGUUAUCUCUGCCAAAGAGGAAGAGCAGUGAAGAGUCUUUAGAUAGCCUUACAUGUGGCAUAACAACUGGCGUAAGACAUCCCAGCGCGGUAGAGACACAAAUAAGACUGGAAAUAUCCCUGCCUAUGCCAUUCACUGCUGUCAGUGCCCUGAGUUCUGCAGAGCGAUACAAACCAUCUUCAUUGUAACUGGGAAACAAAAGCAUCUGAUGAGACAGGACUGUAUCUGUGCUGUCGUUCAUUGCAUGCAUCACAACUGCAAUGCACAGCCUCCUGGCAUUUUGUGUUUGAAGGGACAAGUGUAUCUACAGGUUAGAAAUAUGUGGAUCACGUAUCUCUGUGUUUGCUCUGUCUCUAGACCAGUCCAGGAUGAAAAAGGGAU
This is a messenger RNA of Cuculus canorus (common cuckoo), 3654 nucleotides long. RefSeq names its product corticotropin releasing hormone receptor 2 (gene CRHR2). Gene Ontology annotation, cellular component: axon terminus; dendrite; plasma membrane. The record is from RefSeq and is a predicted model, not a curated record. Gene Ontology annotation, biological process: cell surface receptor signaling pathway; long-term synaptic potentiation; adenylate cyclase-modulating G protein-coupled receptor signaling pathway. Lineage: Eukaryota; Metazoa; Chordata; Aves; Cuculiformes; Cuculidae. Bases 248 to 1588 code for a protein of 446 amino acids. Gene Ontology annotation, molecular function: corticotrophin-releasing factor receptor activity; corticotropin-releasing hormone receptor activity; peptide hormone binding. The transcript has 12 exons.